This is a messenger RNA of Diorhabda carinulata, 1405 nucleotides long. Its product is annotated as putative nuclease HARBI1. The record is from RefSeq and is a predicted model, not a curated record. Bases 81 to 1220 code for a protein of 379 amino acids. The transcript has 4 exons. Lineage: Eukaryota; Metazoa; Arthropoda; Insecta; Coleoptera; Chrysomelidae.
UUGCAAUGCGCCAGCACUGUUGAGGAACUUGAUCACAAUUAAAGUUAACCGGCCAAUUGUGGUGGGUUAAAUAUUUAAUCAUGAUCAAGAAGGUUAUGUUUGUAUUUUGUUUUGGAAUUUUUAUUAAAAUGGAAAUUGAAGACCAAAUUAUACUUGAUGAUGAUUAUGAUGUAAUGGAUAUUAUUAAUGAUGGCUUUCCGAGAGCCAGACCUCAGAGACCUAAUUAUUUUGAUUCAAUAGAUGAUUUGGGUUUCUUUAGAAGAUUCCGUCUUACCAAACCCACUGCGGAAGCACUAUUGGGAGAAAUACAACACACAAUGGAAUUUGAUAAUAACUUAAAUAAUCAAGUAUCCCCUAUGAACCAACUACUAACUACUUUAAGGUUUUACGCCUCAAAUGGGCAUCAAAUUGGUAUUGGAGAUCUUAUGGGGAUCCAUCAAACCACAGCAUGCAGAAUCAUAUCAAGGGUCAGUAGAACUAUUGCUAUGUUGAGGCCCAACUAUAUUCAAAUGCCAGAAAACCAUGCUCAGCUUCUGCAUACUCAACAAGAGUUUUAUCACAGGGCAAGAUUCCCCCGGGUGGUGGGGUGCAUUGAUUGCACACACAUUAAAAUAAAUUCACCAGGUGGUGAAGAUCCUGAAAUUUUUCGUAACAGUAAAGGGAUAUUUUCUAUAAAUACGCAAGUUGUGGGAAAUGCAAAUUUGGAAAUAACGGAUAUUGUUGCUAGGUGGCCAGGUUCUGUUCAUGAUGCUACAAUAUUUAAUAAUUCAUCAAUACUUGCCCGACUAGAAAACCAGGAAUUUGGGAAUGGCAUUAUUUUGGGAGAUAGUGGCUAUGCUCUAAGGCCAUUUUUAUUAACACCCUUACUAAAUCCUGUCAACCAAGCAGAGCAAAGGUAUAAUGAAUCUCUUAUACGUACCAGGAACUGCAUUGAACGACUUUUUGGUUGCUGGAAAAGACGCUUUCCAGUUCUUGCAUAUGGUAUGAGAUGCCACACUGACAAUGUAAUGGCCAUUAUAGUAGCAACAGCAGUGCUGCACAACAUAUGUAGAAGAAUGGGUGAAGAUUUGCCACCUGCUCCUGAAGACAUUGAUGAAGACAUGUUGGAAUAUUUAAUAGAGCAAGAUAAUGUACCACAUGUACCUUUUGUUAAUAAUGUUAAUAAUAUACUUAACUAUCGUCAGCAAAUAAUAAAUACUUAUUUUGCUCGAUUGAAUUAAUUCAGUGCUCAAUAUAAUAUCUUAACUCAAUUCCCAGAAUAGUUUUAUUUAUCAUGAAUACAUUUAUUUAUAAAAGUAACCACACAACAUAUUGUUCUAAUUCAGACAUAAAAACAAAUAAGACUGCUAUACACUAAUCUGCUCCUUUUUUUCCUUUUCAACUUUCAACUUGAGAAUCUCAAUUU